Molecule: messenger RNA, 822 nt
Organism: Manihot esculenta (cassava)
Lineage: Eukaryota; Viridiplantae; Streptophyta; Magnoliopsida; Malpighiales; Euphorbiaceae
Product: zinc finger MYM-type protein 1
Exons: 2
Coding region: 1-822 (273 amino acids)
Source: RefSeq, a predicted model, not a curated record
AUGGGAAAGAAUGCUCCAGGAAAUAAUCAAUUGAAUUCUCCUACGAUUCAAAGGGAUAUUAUUGAAUGUUGUGCAAUGGAAACGAGAAAGAUCAUAUUGAAUGAGCUAGGGGAGAAGAAGUUUGCUCUUUUGGUUGAUGAAGCCCGAGAUUGUUCAAUAAAGGAGCAAGUGUCUUUGGUGUUGAGAUUUGUUAAUGGCAAAGGAAUGGUUUUGGAACAUUUUCUUGGAUUGGUUCAUGUGAAUGAGACUUCUGCAAAAGUUCUAAAAAAUACUAUUGAUACUUUUUUUGCCAAGCAUGAUUUAUCACUUGCAAAACUCAGAGGGCAAGGUUACGAUGGAGCUGCAAACAUGAGCGGUGAAUUUAAUGGGUUAAAAACACUCAUUCUAAAAGAAAACAAAAAUGCACAUUAUAUUCAUUGUUUUGCCCAUCAACUUCAGUUAGUUGUUGUGACUGCUUCAUAUGAAUCAGAGAGUGUAUGUGAUUUCUUUGAAACAUUGUCAAUGAUAGUGAAUACAAUUGGAGCUUCGUGCAAAAGAAAUGAUUCUCUUCGAGAAAUACACAAUGAGAAAGUGUUGAAUCAAGUGGAGAUGGGUGAGAUUUCAACUGGAAGAGGUCAGAAUCAAGAAAUAAGUUUAGCUCGGCCUGGUGAUACACAUUGGGGUUCUCACUACACAACAAUAGUUAGACUUUUUGACAUGUGGAAUUCAGUUGAAAGAGUGUUGUUGGCAAUAAACAAACUAGAUUUUGGGAAUUACAAAUACCCUAUCAAAGAUUCUACAAGCAAGAGAUCAAAAUAUAGGAUAUGCACUCAAUAUGAUUAA